AUGACUUCCACGGACAUUUUACCUCUGUAUAUAAGUAAAUUAAGUCAUCCCAUGAAGGAAAUAAGAGAGCGAGCUUUACAAUUAUUAUUGGCAAAAUUUCGGUUAGGAUGGGAACUAGAAGAUGAACUAGCUGGCACUAGAACCUUGCUUGAGUCACUUCUAGCUUGGUUUGACACACAGGAACCAUCUAUGCAGCAGGAAGCCUUAGAACUUUUAGUUAUAACUGUAAAGACUAAAUCAGGAACUUAUAUAGCUAAAGAAUUUGGUAUUGAUAAAAUGUUGAAUAAUCUGAAUGAAAUUAAAAAUAAGAUAAAAGGUAAAGCCUUAGAAAUCCUCGAAGAUUUAGUUGAAACACUAAACUUUUUAAAUACUGUAGAUUCACAAGUGAAUAUAACUGUACCACCCCUCAAAUUAAAUUCAGAAACAAGUUCUUGUACUAAUGCAUCAAGCAAUUGCUACUAUAAUAUAACUGAAAAUUCAUCUGAAGAAUCUUUUGUGGCAAAUGUUGCUAAAAUAAAUGUAAAUGAUGAGUCAACUAAAGAUGGUAUAGUUAUCUUAUUAUAUCCUUGGGUAGAACUAAGUUCAUCAGAUUUAAAAACAAUCAUUUUAAUAGGUGAUUCACUAAAAGUCUUGAAAUCUACUAGAAGGUGUUGCAGAUUUAUACGAAAUGUAUUUUUAAGGGAUUUUCCCGUGGAAAUAUUCUUGAAUAGACCCACAAUAGUAAAAACAUUAUUGGCAAUUGCUGAUGGACAAUGUGGUGGGCAUCCAGCUGAAGCACUACAGACUCUUCUAUGCAUAACUCAGUCACUACAUUCGAGAUUUUACACUUUAUUUUCCUUGGAUUUUGUCUGCCAAUCAUAUAAGAUUGCAGAUGAUAACAGAAAUUGCGAAGACAAUGUAAAUGCAGAACUGGAACAGUUUGCGAGCUUGUCUCAUUUGCCACAAGAAGAUGGUCUUGUACCCUUGAGGCAACUACCAGCACCUUUAUAUGCGUUAGAAACAUUACACACUAUUCUUACUAUUAUGAUUCGAAGUGUGGUGCUAGUUGAUAUGAAUCAAGAAAGUGAUAUUUUGGAUAUGAAGGAGUUAAAUAUUUGCCUGUGUCUAGUUGAAAGUCUCAUCAUACUGUUAUUGGAUUGUGUGACGGAACGUUUUUGGUCUGCUGACCACAUGACCAAAACCCACAGGGAUAUAGCUCACAAGUCUUGUAUGGCCAUGCGCAUGUUGGGUGAACUCACAAUGAAGUAUCGAACAUCAUUCACCCAAGAGCCUGACCGUACACAUUAUAGGGUGGCAUGGCUUCGUCUCGUCCCCUGUGGGGAGAGACUGUUACAUUGGGCGAGAGAGUCGGCUCUGCCGCCUACCGCCUUGGUGGCUGCCUUACAAGCGGCUCACAUCGACCCUGCUUUAGAGCUUAUGUAUCCUGAAAUCAGCAAAAGGAUUGCUUCUGUUUUAUUUAACGCGAAAUCAUCUAUUGAUAAAGAGUAUAAAAGCAGAUACAAAGAACUUAGUAAAUUGUUCGUCAGUAUGGACCACGCUAUGCAAUUCAUGAAAAUAAAAGACACUAAUCGAGCGCCUGACACUAUUCUGAACUGUAUAAAAAAUGGUCUUCCGAUUCUAUAUAUUAAUCUGAGUGAGAAGUACUUAAGAGAUAUAGGAACGAUUUUACUGAAAAAGCUAAAAGAUUUCAACAUGAAUGAUGACAAUUGGUCGAUAGCAAGGAGUAUUUGUUUAACUCUAAUGGCUCACAAUUUGGCAUGGGUACAAGCCACUUUCUAUAAAAUGUUAGCUGACAUGGUUAGAACAACAUUGAUGGGUGAUGAAGUAAAUCAAGCUGACAAUGAAAAAUGCUUGACAUUGAUUUGUGAUGUCGGAAUUCUAACUGAGAUAUGUUGCCAUGGAUUGUCUUCAACUGAAAAAGAGGUAGAGUAUAAUGCCAAUGAGAUAAUGCUGUACGUGCUGCGCGGCAGGCUGGCGCUGAGCGAGGGCUGCUGGUGGCGGCUGCUGGCGAGCCUGCUGCCGGCGCUGCCGCUGCUGCACGCGCACGCCGCGCACGACACCACGCUCGGUAAAGCCAUCUGUAAAUCGUUAGAGGCGGACAUAGUGGAGUGUAUGGGCGUGUCCAACGCGGAAAGGGUCGCGGGGCUCGUUCGCUUGCUGUUCGUCAACUGCGCCCCCGUACAGUUGGAUGCGGCACAUUCUGUUUGCCGUCUUCUGGAUGACAGCAAGUAUUUGCCUCCUCGAGAGGUUUUGCGUACUGAUGUAAUAAUGAACGCGUUGCGACGCAUCAAGCCCCAAGAUUUCAAUAUCGAUCAAUCUAGUUCCCCUUCGAAAAAUCCACAGACAUCGGGCUUGAUACAAAUAAUGGAAGUGUUAAAACAAGACUUAACAAUAGAUGAAGCUACACUAGAGUACACAGGUCGCGCCUCGCGGCAGCCCGCGCUGGAGCCGUCCCUGCGCCGCAGCACGCUGCAGCAGCUGGCCGUGCUGCUGAGGCAGCAGGAGUUGCAUGACACGUUCAUACAAUAUGAUGGACUUAAUUUAAUCAUUUCUCUGCUCAGGUUGUCCCUGUUGGUGGACGAUUAUCUUGCUUUUCCUGAAUGUGCAAUUAGCUGUGUAUCAGUACUAAAUAGUGUAUGUUUCAAAAGUCGGCAUAAUUUAGCAAAAAUAUCUGACUUGCCGCUACUAUUAUUAAGGGUGAUACUGAUAUUCCCAGCGAACGAGGACUGUGUAGUGAUGGCUGCCCAAGUGCUGUCACUGGUAGUGUGGGCGGGGUUCGCUCUGCGAGAGCUGGCGUCGCGGCGCGAGGUGCCCGCGCUGCCUGCCGUUGUCACGCACAGGACCUGUCUGCCCUUUAUAGCCAAUAGUUACUGGACUACUAGCCCUAACGUUGAACAUUCAGCUGUAGAAUGGCUGUUAACUGACGAGGCGUGGCGCAGCGCGAUACGCGUCCGUUGGUGGUGGCUCCAUAGCGGCGGCCGGCUCGUCUCUGUUCCCCACGGAACCUCACCCCCCGGACCCGCAGCACCCUCGGCAUCCCCAGCAUCCCCAGCACCCCCCACACCGCGCGACCUCGCCUUGCUGCGGGCAGCGAGCUUGCGCCACUCUUGUACUAACCUCUUGUUGGCUUUAGAGAACGCCACCUCACACGUACAAGUGUAUGACGCGUUGAAUCUAUUAGAGUGCUAUACAUAUCUCAUACAAUAUUCACCAUCGAGCGGCAAGGAAUUAGAAGAUUUGCCCUGGCAUCAUACAAGGCGGUUCCUAAGCGCGCCGCCGGCUUCUUUGCGAGACACCACUUUAUUGAUCUCGUUGUUACAAUUUAUUGUAGCUUUUAUGGACAAUACACCUAGAGAUGAUAACGCAAUGUCCUGGAUUCAGUCGUCAUUUAUUGGGAACGAUGCGGUCAUAAUAUCUCUAUUGAGCCGUGACCGUCUGUACCCGCAACAGACAGCCUGCGACGAUAUAGAAGUGACCCAGUUACGCAUAUACAUAGUCAAAGUGGUGUUACGAUGUAUAUUAUUGGUAGAACAUCGAGGGAAUUAUAGCAGCAGUAAAAUGGAGAGUUUGUUGAAGAUAUUAUUUACGUGCUUAGACAGAAUUGAUUUGAAGAAUUUUCAUGUUCUCGGAUAUCUCAACGAGCUGAUACGUUGUAUCAGAUACGCAGUGUAUUCUCAGUAUUGUAGAAUAUCUGAAGACACUCUAGUGCAAAGCUUAAGAGUGAUGACGAACGCUUUAAGCGGAUGCGCGUCCGGCGCGGGCCGAAAAGGACAGGCCUGUCGGCUCGACGCAAUGCUUGCAUUGCUCGCUUUACUGAAACUAAUUCAGCAACAGUCCAUACCAGUUCAGUUCGAACGUGGUGCGAUGCAUGGUGUAGCUGUGUGUGCAGUGGAUGGGAAUGUGAAGUCGAAACGGGAGCUAGAGAGGUGGAGUGAUGCGUGGGGCGGCAAGGCGAUGUGCGCGGUGGGCGCGUGCGCGGCGGCCGCGCGCCCCGCACUGCGCGCCGCCGCGCUGCACGCCGCCGCCGCGCUCGCGCACCACGCGCACCUCCUGCCCCACCUGCUACAGAGCAUAAAUGAGGAAUCCUUAAGUCAAUUUGCAUUGGGAAUAUUUUCCCGUGCCGGCGAAGCGAACACGGUGCGCGCAGCUGCCGCCUGCCUUCUCACCACUGUUACUGCAAGGAUAUCUCCUAAUACCCAAGUGAGU
This is a messenger RNA of Brenthis ino (lesser marbled fritillary), 4206 nucleotides long. The record is from the annotation of a GenBank genome assembly. Lineage: Eukaryota; Metazoa; Arthropoda; Insecta; Lepidoptera; Nymphalidae.